UACAUGUUAUAUUUAACUUCCUCCUCUGAUUAGACCUAACCAUUCAGAGUGAUCGAUAUGAACUUCAGAUGUAAACCAUUACUUCUAAGGACUCGGUAUUUAUGAAAUAUCUUCUGUUUGAUAUUUAAUUGUGGGCAUAUACUGGAUAUAUGUGUUUGAUGCUAAAUAUUUAAAUCAUUUCUUUGGUGUCAGGUAUCUAGUGACGUAUACAUAGUUAUAGACUGAUCCAGUAAACAGUAACACUAUUUAUAUCGUUGCUUUUCAACUCAAGAACUAAUAAAUUUUACUUAUUAUUUUCAAAUCUUUGUUUUCGUACUAAAACGUUGCGAAAAACUAUAUCUUAACAGAAACACACUGAAGUGUAUUGAAUUCAACAAGGAUAAAUUUUUCAACUCAAAUUACAAAAUGGCGACAAACUCUCCCGUUGCAAAACGAGAACGUAUAAUUAGAGACUACAUUUGCAUCGGAUGCCAGAAACUAUAUAUUGAGGAAACUGCAGAGAUGUAUUGUGAACAGUGUAAAGAGAUUUAUUGUACAAUGUGUGCUCGAUUCCAUCUUAAAAUACAUCCUUUACAUGUCACAUGUGGAAAGGAAGACAUUGGAUUGUUCCAAACGUGUGGAAAACACAAUGAUGCAAAACUUACAAAAGUUUGCAAUAAUCACAGCCAGCUGUGCUGUACUGAAUGUUUGGUUGAUCACAGACUGUGUGGUGACAUAACGAACAUUUCUAAGUCAGUUAAAAAGCUACUAGAUUUGCAUCAACUUCAAGAUAUUCUCGACAAAAUAAGGAUUCUUCAAGACAUUCGUGGACAGCAAUUAAAAGUUAAUGAAUUGGAUCAAGAAAUAGAUGCAUGUAUAACACAAUUUGAAAAUAACCCUUUGACAGAAAGCAGUGGACAUGAGCAAACCAUGCAAAGCGUGCGUCUGAAAAUUAAUGUCAUUUUAACUUAUUUUAAAACUUCGCUUGAUCAAACAUAUGACCCGCUUAUAAAGCUACACGUAUCUGACAGGAUUGAUAUUGAUAACUGCCUUAUGUUUCAAAAGGAAUUGAAUAACAUUUUGAAUUUAAAACAAUUGCAUGAUAAAGACAAUCAGACUUGCCUAGACACAAUUCAACAGUCAAAAAUCUUUCUUAAAGACUAUUUUCCAGACCUCGUAUUCACUUAUUUUAACUGCGGGAAUAUGAUUUUAUCAGAUAAUUGGUUAUUCAGCUACAAUAUCUCAGCUAUCUGUACUUUUCCUGAUGGUUGGAUGAUUGUGGCAGACAGAAGCCAAACAAACGUAAAGCUGCUCGACAAUCAAUUUAAUAUCGUCAGUCGCUGUGAUGUGUCUGCUAUGCCACGUUAAAUGUGUCGAAUCACUACUAGCACAGUGGCUGUGACUGUAGGUGGAGACAGUACUAACAUUAAUGAAGUCCAGUUUAUCGAAAUCCGCAAUUGGCAGCUAAAGAUGGUCAGGAAUAUAAAUUUACAACAUGAAUGUAUUGGUAUUGCCUACCACCAGUACCACCUGUAUGUCGCAUCGGGCACUGCACUUUAUAGGCACACGCUGAAUGGUAAUCUGGUUCGCACGUUGUACGAUGAUCCGUCAGGUAAAAAAACAGGUAAGAAUCAUUCAGCAUUUACACUGUUAGCAUAACCAUUAAAUAUUGUUAGGUAAUUUAGAACGAUAUAGACGUGAAAUGUGUAGUUGCUGAUGUUCUAAAUAUAUUAAUACAAUAGAUCAGAACUAUUUCAAAAGAUAUCUUAAACCGCAGUUAAUAUAUAAAAAAUGUAAUUUUUUUCAAUUUUGUCUUUAAUUUUGAAGACAUAAACAAUUAAGCUGGAUUAUAUCAUAUCUAUUAUUGAUUUCUCAACUUUAUUAACCUUCAUAUGAGUGGCUUGAUGAUAAGUUCUGUUUCUUCUAUUAAAAAAUCCAAUUAAUAUCAUUGGUGAGUGCUAUGGGAAAACAUAUAUGUUUUUUUUUAAAUAAAAUAAUUAUUUUAUUUUUGUCAAUAAAGAAUAAUGUAUUAGGCAAUACAUCCAAGCUAUUUUUUUUGGUACUUUAAAUUAUUUGUUUUCCGUACAGACAUACCAAUGAUCUUUAAUGUUGAGAUAUUAAAUUUGGAUAUACUAACGUAGAUCUUUCAAUCAGUUUAAGAUUUAUAAUUAAGUCAAUUAUUAAUAUAUUAUUGCUGAUGAAACAAUACAAAAUAUUUACAGAUCGUACGUUCUUAGUAAUAUUUAGAGAUAAUGAAAUACAUGAUAAAAAAUAACGUGUAAUUUACUAUCCUGCUUACAAAAUAUUUUAAAGAUGGCUGGUAUUAGUGUAAAUACAGAUUGUAGUCACGUUAAGUCGAAAUAACACUUGUUUCAUCUCCAAAUGUAUAUGCAGAAAUGAUCGUUGUUGAAAUAAUUAACUUCUGUUACAUUAAAAAAACUGCAAUUAUUCCAAGUAUACAUCUUCGUAAUUCGAUCUGUUUUUUUUCACUGUGCAUUACUUAUCAUUACUGAGAUACACAGCUCUACAUAGCAAGCUUUGUACAAUAGAGUGUACAUCUUGUCAACAAUCGCACACUUGCAUAACUUUUAUUUUAUCUGAUCCGCUUACCAAUUUUCUUAUCAGAAAAAAUAUGAUCCUCUUGUAAGUAUUAAGUCAAUGGUUGAUAAGAUUUAAAUCAAAGUGAACAUAGAUUAAAUGUUCCGUUGGUGUACUUUUCUCUUUAAAUUUUGAACUAUUUUCAGUACCUUACUUUAUAAUGAAUUCUAGGCUAGGUGUGUCUCUUUGUAAUCAUGUAAUCCUGUUUAAGCCCAAAAACUUUACGUAUGUAAUACGCUCGCGAUCUGAAGGAAUUAUAUAAACUAUUUCAAUAAAGAUUUGAUGUAAUUCACGUCCAAUCUGGACCGCGGUAUAACCUUUAAACAUGUGUACAUUAUCUAGACCUCCACACAGAGAUAUGACGCAUUUUCAUACUGUUUUCUUGAUAUUUAAAACAUAUGAAAAACCAUGUAUGUAAUAAUAAACAAACAUGUGUUUGUAUUUAAAUGAGCUAUUUGUUCACUUACCACACACGCCAAUGUUGCUAUGUUUGUUCCAUUGUAUAAGCUAAACGUGUACGAUAAAACAUAUCUUAUCAUCUAAAAACAAAUAUUAAAUUCACAUAUUUUCCUCAUUCAUCGUCUUUAUUCUGUGUUUGUUUAAGAUGAUAGAGAAUCGGUUUUAUUGUGCAGUCUGCUGGUAAUGAGCAUACUUGGAUCACGUAUGGCACUUGGAUAACAGAGAAAAACAAAAGCCACGCGCGAAAAUACGUUCAUUAUUUUUUUAAAUGUGUAUCCUUUAUAUUAGUUUUGAGAUACGGUACAUGGUCAGGAUGAUAGAAAUUAUAUCAUGUUGUCUUAUGAAGGAAAAGGUAAUGUAUAUACAUGUAUUUGCAAUAAAUGAGAAAAUUCCAUCGGAAAACAGCAUAAAUUGAAUUAUCAGUAAUUAUUUCUAUACAAUAAACAUACUUCGAAAUAUAGCAAUACCGGUACAGCGUUUGCUAUUCCACCAUGUAGAGUAAUUUCGGUGCUUCAAAACGUAAGUUUUGACUAAACUAACUGUAACUAAACGAAAUAUGAACGAAGAUAGAGCAUGUUUCAAUAGCCGGUAUGCAUGAUGUUGUUGACAAUUCGAUUCCCAAUCAAGUGAAUGUCGGAUAACGGAAACUCUAAGCAAAUUGGGCACUCUGAUAUCCGAGUAAUUCUUUUUAAAAUGCGUUUUUGUUACUAUUAUGACCAAUGUUUUUGCUAUUCCAGGAUGUAGAAUAAGUUCUGUGCUUUAAGAACUGAAAUUUUGAUAGUAUUCAAUGAAAUAUGAACGAAGACAAAUCUGGCGCUGAUGUGUAGUAGACCGGCGAUAGUACCAGUGUGGUAACAAGAAAGCAGGCAUCGAGGGAAAUGUAUAUAAGCUUCAACGUUACAAUCGACGUAAGAAAAAUAAAUUGAAACUGAACCCUUAAGGGGUCAGAUUUAAAUGCCCAAUAUGUGCCUUCUUUGAAUACGCCCUGACAAACAAAAUCAUGCUCAUAUUCAAAAGGGAUAAGAAAAAUGAAGCAAAUUUUCGAUCAAUCGUUUUUCAUUUACGUCAGUAUAGACAAGUAUUGCCUGCAUACUAUAGCAGUAUUAAAAAAUGCAUUUCUAGUGCACUAACAAUUGUGUGUCAUAUCUGUUUUCGGAUAAUCGGGCACAGAAGUGCCAUUGUCAUUUAGGUGAUUGGCUUAAAAAAUGUUCAUACAAAUGUGGCAUUGGACUUUUAAACAUUUGAAUUUCCUCAAAUACAUCAGUUAACUACAAAUUUAACAUGUCACAUUUAUAGAAAUAUUGAUCUUUUAUUUCGUAUUGUAGAAAAGUUCUUUGACUAAUUUCUAAGUAUGUUUUUAUAUAUGCACUGAUCAUCCACUUCAUGCUGAUUUUCGAUGGAAUUAUACCGUCUUUUAUCAUAAAGUCAACCGUUUUCCCGCGAUUUUCUUUCUUCUCAAAACAAAGUGUUAUCAUUAAUCGGUCAAAAAAGGUCCGUGCAUGAAAAAUUAAUAAAUCAAUCUUUCUGUUGUUUGUUUUAAAUAUAUUUAUUAUUACUACCGCUGCACCGGAUUGGCGUUCCUAAUGCGUUCCUAAGGCGAUCCAGCACGUGUUUGAAUCUAUGAUGACGCCGUGAAGUCCUCUUGAAAAUGCAUGGAGCCGCCUGACAAACGUCAAUAACACCGACGGUGGCGACCUUACGCGGUCGCUGUAUGGUCGUAGAACAAUCGGAAUGCUUACGUAAAGGUCGCAGUAAAGCUGGAAAAGACGCGUCAAUAACGUGGAGAGGACUCCGUGACAAUUCCGAUGUACGCAUGGACGCUUAGAGAUUGCAGUAUGAACGUAGUGAAUACGCAUAGGACGUCGUGGGCACGCCGCGUACAGAUACAACAGACAGCAGGAUCCCUGGCGCAAUAGUUUACGGAGCUUGUUCCAGUACCGUAGCAUGGAACGCCAACAUCGGUAUACACUUGGAAUCCAUCCGGUGUCUCCGAUCAUUCCGAGAACUGGAGUGAAACGGUGAACGCCGAAAAAAUAUCGCAUGGCUCUGUUUUUGCCGUUGUCAAUUGGUUGACACUGUUUAUAAUCCAAAACUGAAGAUCAGUUAUCAAUAAUCGGUAAGACACGAAGCUGUAUAGUUAAUCAAACUUUGUGAAACUCAAGUCCUUUAGGUGAUGCACUUUUAAAUAAUUCCACCCAGUGCGCGUCCAGCUGCUUUACCUUGAAUGUCACAAUUAUGGGACUUUUGGGAAUCAGUGCUUGUGUCUGUCUGUGUGAAUGUCCUGAUGUUCGUCUUUGCUGGACGUCUGUCUUAGCCAUAAAUGUACAAAAUAGUUAUUGCCCUUUAAAAAGCAUGACACAAAUGAAAACCAUAAAGAAGACAACGAGUAACCUGUACACAAUCUCCGCUGCCUGAAAAGUCAAGGUCAAACUUAUAGAUCAAAUGUCACAUUUUAAAACAAAUGUGCAAUCUACUAUUACUACUACUUUAUUUACUACUACUAUUUCUACUACCACCACCACCACAACAACAACCACUGCUACUACUACUGCUACUGCUACUGCUACUUCUACUACUACUACUACUACUACUACUACUACUACUACUACUACUACUACUACUACUACUACUACUACUACUACUACUACUACUUCUACGACUAUGACUACGACUGCGACUACUACUACUACUACUACUACUUCUACUACUACUACUACUACUACUACUACUACUACUACUACUACUACUACUACUACUACUACUACUACUACUACUACUACUACUACUACUACUACUACUAUUACUACUACUUCUACUACUACUACUACUACUACUACUACUACUACUACUACUACUACUACUACUACUACUACUACUACUACUACUACUACUACUACUACUACUACUACUACUACUACUACUACUACUACUACUACUACUAC
Molecule: messenger RNA, 5978 nt
Organism: Dreissena polymorpha
Lineage: Eukaryota; Metazoa; Mollusca; Bivalvia; Myida; Dreissenidae
Exons: 4
Coding region: 406-1347 (313 amino acids)
Molecular function (GO): zinc ion binding
Source: RefSeq, a predicted model, not a curated record